Messenger RNA from Darwinula stevensoni, 884 nucleotides. The record is from the annotation of a GenBank genome assembly. Lineage: Eukaryota; Metazoa; Arthropoda; Ostracoda; Podocopida; Darwinulidae.
AGGUUGCAAAUGUUAGUUCAGGAAUUUAAGGAACAUGUCAUCUGAAAACAGCACCUCAAGUUGUGCCUUCUAUGAUGAUGCUGAAAAGUACUGGCAGCACAUAUCCCCAACCGUUUCUGGAAUGCUUGGGGGCCAUGCAGAUGUACAUCAAGUUGAUAUUGAGGGAUCAAAUAAGUUUUUAACAGCCUUAUUUCGACAAAGGGCAAAUCUAGGUACUGAGCGUGCAUGUGAUUGUGGUGCUGGUAUAGGACGAAUAACUAAAACCUUGCUUCAGAAGUACUUCUCAGUCAUCGACUUGGUGGAACAGAAUGAAGCCUUCCUUGAUGAAGCUAGGACUAACAUCCUGAAGGACUCUACCAAAGUUGGGCAGUUUUUCUGCACAGGUCUCCAGAAUUUCACACCUGAACCGAAGACAUAUGAUGUGAUAUGGUGUCAAUGGGUACUGGGUCACCUCACUGAUGAUGACUUGUUAGCCUUCUUCACACGAUGCAAAACUGGCCUUCGAGGAAAUGGAAUACUUGUGGUGAAGGAAAAUGUGACAUCUAAUGGUGAUGUGGACUUUGACCAAGAAGAUUCAUCAGUGACAAGACCUGCAAAACUGCUCAAAGAGCUCAUCAGGAAAGCUGGAUUCAACCUAAUCAAGGAAACAAAGCAGCGCCAGUUUCCUAGUGAUUUAUAUCCAGUCUAUAUGUAUGCUGCAGCACCAAGUAACCCACAUGCUUCAUGACAGCUUUUGGUGAUGAACUCUUGGAUGUGGAUCAUUGACAUGGGAUCAUUGAGCAGUAAAAAUCUUGAUGUGUCAGUAGGAGAGCCUUGAUACUUCUGCACCUGUCAUAUACCAUUGUAGCUACAUUCUCAAUAGUAGUUAUGUGCAUUUUGUGGGG